AUGACUACCCCGAACGUUUCGGCCGACCUUGUCUGGGAGAUUAGAAGACCGAACUACGAUGGAAGCGAAAACGAAGGACGGAAGGAAUACCGCAACAACGAAUACCGAUCUGACUCUAUUGUAUCUGCAGGCUCCCAGAACUCGUACUUGGUCAAGCGCACCAAGAACGCCAAGGUCCAGUUCUCGCGCGACCCCCUGAACCUGACGAACGUCCACAGCCGCAAGUACGCCGGCUUCGUCAACGACAAGACAUUGAAGAAGGAGAAGCGGCCUGGCAAACUCGACCUCUUUUCUUAUGCUGCUGUUCCCUCCACGACAGACAUAUCGGGCGAUCGGUCGGUCUUUCGAUUUUGCGACAAACGAUUUUGCGACGAGGAUCGAAGCCGAUGCGAUUUGUCGACUUGGAGGGAAACUGGCGAGAAGAGAACGACUACGACUGCUCUCGGCAUUGUUGCCAAUAAGGAGGGUGGUGUCCAGGUCAUCAGCAAGACCAAGGCCGCCAACAAGCCUGCUUCUGGCCAGGUCACCUCCAACCAGGGUGCCAACAAGUCCGCAAGAAAGACCUACCGCUCCGUCGCCACUUUGGUCGCCAAGUCCGGCUACCGUGCUGACCUGCGCGCCGCCGCUGUCUCCCGUGCCUCUGCCAUCCGCCGCUCGCAGCGCCCCGUCAAGCCCGACCACGAGGUCAAGCUCCGCGGCAAGGCCGCCCAAAAGGCCGCUGAGUCCUCGUAA
Molecule: messenger RNA, 732 nt
Organism: Sporothrix schenckii 1099-18
Lineage: Eukaryota; Fungi; Ascomycota; Sordariomycetes; Ophiostomatales; Ophiostomataceae
Exons: 6
Coding region: 1-732 (243 amino acids)
Biological process (GO): translation
Cellular component (GO): ribosome; cytosolic large ribosomal subunit
Molecular function (GO): structural constituent of ribosome
Source: RefSeq, a predicted model, not a curated record